Molecule: messenger RNA, 1735 nt
Organism: Linepithema humile (Argentine ant)
Lineage: Eukaryota; Metazoa; Arthropoda; Insecta; Hymenoptera; Formicidae
Source: RefSeq, a predicted model, not a curated record
AUGUUAGAAGUUGUAAUUAAUAAGUAAGUUCGUAUAAGGAAAUACCUGUUCCUGUUACUGCUGAUAGCAUAUUUUAUCUGAGUCACGUUGAUAAGAUUAGCAGUGCGGACAUAAACAUCAUACUUUAAACAGUGUAAAGUAUUUUUAUAUUGUUGGAAGUGGUCAUUGUUUUAUCCAAACGUUUGUUUUUAAGAUGGUACUUUUGUGCAUAGCAGUGUUGUAUUCUGUGCAAUCAAAUGUGCAAAAUCUUGUAAUUAAUUGUUAAUUAUGCUAGUGCAAGUAACAUUUAAACUAAAUGGCUCUUUACACAUCUACAUACAGAUAUUAUGAUAUGAUUCUAUUUUUGUUAGGAUACUUAUAUUUUUGCGUUGCAAUCAAUCCAGCCGAGAGCUUAGAUUUGGAGCCUUCCUUCGAGACAGAAAGAUAUUCACAAUCAGAUAUGGAAAAUUGUACACACUGCCUCAUCAGAUCGCAUUUGGAUUGUUCCUGUCAAACAUAUAAUGACGAAUGUUUGAUUUGCUGUCCUGGAUUUUCAUGCUGCUUUUGCUCCGACUGCACUUCAUGCUGGCACAAUCAGCAAAAAACAAUCAGCUUAUAUCAAAUCAAUAUUUACAUCUUGUGUGGAUAUGGCAUUAUCGGCUUGAUCGUAAUUUACUAUAAAAUAUGCAAAAAGAUAAAGGAGGGAAUAGUACGGACAAGUAUGAGGCGCACGUUACUGCAACGCGACUCUGGCACUUCAACGAAUCGCAGCACCAGUGAAACCGUACAAGAGAGACCACCUUCGUAUAACGAAGUUUGCAGUGCUCCUUCUCUUUACACGUCUCCCUACAACAUGACAUCCAUGGAGGAAGCUCCUCCACAGUAUCCGGGAACGCCGAAACUGCAAGAGAGAUCUCGAGACUCCAACGAGUCUCCUGCCACAUUUUCUAUCACUCAACAUAUAUAACGAUAUUGUAAUACGUCCAGUAAAUAUUUUAUUCCAAUAAAAUAGAUUUAUUUUGAAGGAAAUUGUUCUCACGUUUCUUUGAACCUAUUGCGUUCACACUGAUAAUCGUAUAAGAGAUUGACACAUGUUAUAUUGUUACUUUUUGAAAAUUUCAACUUUACAAAAAUUUUUCAGAUUGCUCCAUAAUUAUCUGAUCGCAAUAACAUUACAAAUUUGUAGUAGUAGGGCAAUAAAAAUUACGCUUUGCGAUUAUAUAAUGAAAAUGUCAUUUAUUUGAUGUGGUGCAAUGAUUUAAAAUAAAAUGGAAAAUGAAUGUCCGUAUGAGCUGGGAUCAAUGAGCGGCGCGCGUGACAUUACCCGUUUGUCAGCCACUACUGCUGCGUGUACACCAUUCAUUUUACAAAAGAGCGUUUUGGGCUUUUUUUUUUUAAAUGCAAUAUAUAACGGAAGUAUGUGUGUCAGAGAGCGGGCGCACGGUAAUGUCUAGCAGUCGUGGUGAUCAAUCGGUCACGAACAUGCGCCGGCUUUCAUUAUGAUGAGGUAACACUUGUCUUACUUGUACUUAAUAAUUUAUCAAAUUAUAAUCCAGUCAUAUACGCUCAAAUUAUUUUUGCGGAUUGGUUCGCACGGAAUUACGCCUAUCUGUUACUUUUUUUCAAUCUAUAUUUUACGAAUUGCUAUUAUUUUCAUCGGAAUUUGUUUUAUUCUGCGGUUGUUCUCUUUUUCUUUCAUUUCUUUUUUUUUCUCUAAGAAAAGACAUUCAACAUUAUGUGUGUUCCACGAGAGAAA